Molecule: messenger RNA, 1803 nt
Organism: Myzus persicae (green peach aphid)
Lineage: Eukaryota; Metazoa; Arthropoda; Insecta; Hemiptera; Aphididae
Product: zinc finger MYM-type protein 1-like
Exons: 6
Coding region: 1-1803 (600 amino acids)
Source: RefSeq, a predicted model, not a curated record
AUGAAACCCAUUCAAUCUGACAUGAAAAAAAAACGGCUAUCUGGUGGAGCUCGAAGAAUAAUAAAAGAAAAAGAAAAGAUGGUUAAAGGAAAUACUAGUAUUUUAUCUUUUAUAAAUACACAUACACCUUCUAUAUUACAAGUUCUGCCACAGCCAACAAUCACAAAUGUUGAAGAUAGUUCAUAUGAAGAAAAAGAUUAUGUUCUUAAUAAUGGUACUUCAGUACAACCAGAUACCAAUAAAAAAUCACUGGACAUAGUCUUUUCAUUUUUGAUUGAUAAAUGCCAAGAUUUCCCUUCAGAUCCAUAUUUAUUCAAAAAUAUUACGUUGUCGAAGGCAUUAAUUAGAGCUCUUAUUGAAGUAGGUCCUUGUCAGCCAGGAAUUGAAAAAAAAUUCAAAUUUCCAAAAAAUGAAAAAGAAAAGUCUGAAAAAGAACAUAAUCGUAAUGUUUUAAAACGUCUAAUUGAUGUAUCUCUAUUUCUUGCAAAAAAUGGUCUCCCAUUUAGAGGACAUAAAGAAAAAUUGAAUGAUGGAAAAUCAAAUAAUGGACUGUUUUUAGAACUUGUUAAGCUUAUAGCAAAGUAUGAUGCAGUAUUAUGUAAACAUCUAUUAGAGUCAAAAAGAAACCAAACUUACCUAAGUAAUUUAAUUCAAAAUGAUAUAAUUGAAGCUAUGGCUCAAGAAACGUUACAGUUAAUAUUGAAAGAAGUAAAGAUAGCAAAAUAUUUUUCUAUCAUAAUUGAUUCAACUAUUGAUAUCAGUCGAGAUGAUCAAUUUUCCUUAAGUAUACGAUUUGUGGAUCAAGGUGGAAUAAUUAGAGAACAUUUUUUGUGUUUUGAAGAGUUACCAGGGGCUUCUGCAGAUAACUUUUUUGAUGUUCUUAAAAAAUGUUUAAAAAAAUUUGAUUUAGAUUUUUCUAUGUGUAGAGGUCAGUCGUAUUAUGGUGCUAGUACAAUGUCUGGCCGUUAUUCUGGUCUACAAUCAAAAGUCAAAGAAUUAUCACCCCUUUCUUUGUACAUUCAUUGCUGUGCUCACAAUCUAAAUUUAGUUUUAAUUGAUUCUAUCAAAUCUUCCAUCGAUGCAGUUUCCUUCUUUGGUACUUUAGAAUCAUUGUAUACUUUUUUAACUAGCAGUUUGCCUAGAUUGCAUAUUUUGGAAGAAGAACAAAAAAAACAAGUAGAAGGUAUUGUUUUGACAUUGAAAAAACUUUCAGAGACAAGGUGGGCUAGUCAUAAACGUGCUGUAGAUGCAGUUUAUUUUAGUUUACCUGCAAUUGUUAAAACAUUAAAGAAAAUUAGCAAAGGAGAAAUUCCUAAUACAAAACAAAAAACUGUUUCUGAAGCUCAGGACAAAGUAUACAUAUUAUCAAAUUAUUUACAGAACUCUUCAAUUAAUCUAUUAACAGCUCAUAGCAUGAUUCAAGAUUGUUUUACUGAUAUUGACUCUAUGAGAACAAUUGAAGUUUUCAUGGAAGUUAAAGAAAAGGCAAUAGUGUUUUGCAAUGGAUUUGACGGUAGAAAGCAGUUUGAUGGACCUAGAUGUAAAAAAAUAAAAACCAAUUUUGGUGAAAGUACAGAAGUUCAGUCAAUAAGUUCAGUUGAUGAGCGAUUUAGGAUCAAUACUUAUUUUGUCAUUUUAGAUGCAUUUACCAAUGUUUUAAAAUAUCGCUUUGAAGAUUUUUCUAGUAUUGUAAGAAAAUUUGAAAUCCUUGAUCCAAAAAAAUCUUUUGAAGGUAGACCCAGUAAUGAAAUUUUAGUUGAACCCCUUAUAGAACUUUCUACAUUUUAUCAAGCAGAUAAAUAA